AUGUCGACGGAUCCAAUAGAGCUGCUGUUCGGUGCGGAAGUGUGCUCCGUCGUUCUGCAAGAAGGUCUUCGCAAGGGAGGACCCCAAGCUUCCACCGCCCAGAACACCCUUCUUGUCCGGAGACCAGCUCGACGAGACUCGCAAACCGGCCGAACGCCUCUUGACUGCCAUGGAGCGACGCUGCGAGUGAGAACCCCGAUUUGGAGAACUCUACCGCGCCUUCCUGAAAGAGUACGAAGAAUUAGAUCACAUGGAGAUGGCUCAAGAACCGUCAAACCUGAUCGAAAACCGGUGUUAUCUUCCGCAUCAUGGCGUACUCCGGGAAUCAAGGGCCACAACCAAACUCAGAGUCGUCUUCAACGGGUCGCAACGCACUGGAACGGUGAGUCUCUCAAUUCACAAUUACUAAUCGGUGCCAAUCUCCUGCCACCUCUCGCGGACGUGCUCAUGCGUUGGCGUUGGCACCGGUACGCCAUCGUCACGGACAUCGAGAAGAUGUAUCAUCAGAUUCUCGUUCAUCCAGAUGACCAGAGGUAUCAGCGCAUCCUCUGGCGUCACGUUUCCGACCCAAUACGCGAGUUCUCUUUCAAAACCGUGAUCUACGGUCUCGCGUGCGCACCAUUUCUCGCCAUCCGCACUCUGUGUCAGCUUGCCGACGACGAAGGAGGCCACUUCCCACGAGGUGCCGACGCGUUACGACGAGAUUGUUACGUCGACGACAUUGUGACCGGAGUACAUCACAAAUCCGACGCGGUCACCUUGCAAGCUGAACUCCGCCAACUCUGCAUGGCGGGCGGGUUUUCUCUGAGGAAGUGGGCUACAAACUGCAAGGACCUCCUCCGCGGAAUUCCAACCGAGCACCGCCUUACCAAGGACUCACUUUCAUGGGAACAAGACAACCACUCGACGCUGGGACUGCGUUGGUAUCCAAAGAGCGACGAAUUCGUCUUUUCCGUUCCACCUCGCACCAUCACCACGUUCACCAAAAGAAGCGUGCUGGCGGAAACUGCACGGCUCUUUGAUCCACUAGUGGCAAAGAGCAAGGUUGCACCUAUCAAACCCAUAUCACUUCCGCGACUGGAACUCUGCGCCGCCGCCUUGCUCACGAAUCUACUCGCACACACGCGCACUGUGUUAGACCUAUCCACUGCAUCAGUAACCCUGUGGUCUGAUUCCAAGGUCACUUUCUGCUGGAUUCAUGGCCACGCCUCUCGAUGGAAAACUUAUGUGGCUAACAGGGUGUGGCAGAUCCAACAACAGCUACCUGAGGCUCGAUGGCGCCACGUCCCAGGAAAGGAGAACCCCGCCGACUGCGCCUCUCGAGGACUCGCCCCAAGCGAGCUCCUUGGACAUCCCCUGUGGUGGACGGGCCCUGCCUGGUUGCGCGGAAACGUAACAGAAUGGCCAUGCGGAGACGAGGAGUUGCCCACUAAGGACACGUCUGAGCAACGAGCUACCACGCACAUUGCAGCAACCCGGAGCAACCUAGAGCCUGAAUUCCUCCUCAGGUUCUCAGCUCUGCAUUCACUUCUAAGGAUCACCUCCUGGUGCCUCCGAUGGCGCCGCCGCCCAGCAGGAUCCGCUGACGAGGAUCGCGACAGAUCUACACUCCAUCUUGCCGAACUUGAUGAAGCACUCCUGCAGUGGAUUCGAGUAGUGCAGACGCUGCACUACCCGGAGGAGAUGACCGCCAUUGCAACCAACCGUUGCCUUCCACGACAAAGUCGCCUGCGAGCAUUCAGUCCAUACAUGGGCGACCACGGGAUGCUACGAGUCGGGGGACGGCUCAAGCACGCUGCGCUGUCCUUUGAUGAGCGGCAUCCACUCAUCGUGCCUACAAAAUCGUGGCUCACGAGAUUGAUGGUAGAGGCUUACCAUCGCCGCACUCUGCAUGGAGGUGUCCAGUUGACGUUGGAGAUGCUUCGACUCCAUUUCUGGAUCCCACGAGGUAGAGCAGUCGUCAAGCAAUGGUUGCGCAAUCUGCACUCGCUGGAAGGCUGUCACACCACAACCUCCAAUGGGAAACCUUCCACCAGGACGAGUGCAAGACCAUUCCUCCGAGUAGGCAUUGACUACGCGGGGCCCAUUCUUGUUAGGACGAGCAAAGGGCGUGGCCACAGCGCAAGCAAGGCUUUCAUCGCCAUUUUUGUGUGUUUUAGCUCCAAAGCAGUUCACCUUGAAGCGGUCUCAGACUACACCGCCGAAGCAUUCCUGGCUGUCCUCCGCCGCUUUACAUCUCGCCGAGAUCUUUGCUCUGACAUCUACUCAGAUUGUGGCAUCAAUUUUUCUGGAGCUGACGAGCAACUGAGAGAGAUGCUCGGGGUCUCCUCAUCUGACGGACGUCGCAUUGCGCACGCUGCUUCAUCAGAAGGGAUCCACUGGCACUUCAACCCACCUUCCGCACCACAUUUUGGCGGCCUUUGGGAGGCUGCCGUGAAGUCCACGAAGUACCAUCUACGGAGAGUCAUUGGCGAAACAAGGCUUACCUUUGAGGUGAUGAGUACCCUUCUCGCAUAA
Molecule: messenger RNA, 2517 nt
Organism: Trachymyrmex cornetzi
Lineage: Eukaryota; Metazoa; Arthropoda; Insecta; Hymenoptera; Formicidae
Exons: 3
Coding region: 1-2517 (838 amino acids)
Biological process (GO): DNA integration
Molecular function (GO): nucleic acid binding
Source: RefSeq, a predicted model, not a curated record